Molecule: messenger RNA, 1020 nt
Organism: Colletotrichum gloeosporioides
Lineage: Eukaryota; Fungi; Ascomycota; Sordariomycetes; Glomerellales; Glomerellaceae
Product: putative glucan endo-1 3-beta-glucosidase eglC
Exons: 1
Coding region: 1-1020 (339 amino acids)
Biological process (GO): cell wall organization
Cellular component (GO): cell surface; extracellular region; fungal-type cell wall
Molecular function (GO): 1,3-beta-glucanosyltransferase activity; glucan endo-1,3-beta-D-glucosidase activity
Source: RefSeq, a predicted model, not a curated record
AUGUAUCUUAGAGGAGCUGUCGCGGCCACCUUGGCCACCACGGUCUUGGCCCAGACCCAGCAGGGCUUCAACUACGGAGCCACCAACGAAGACGGCUCUUGCAGAGGCUAUGAUGACUUCGUGAGCUACUUCAACACCGCAAAGAGCCUGGCCGGAACAUCGGGCUUCGCAUCUGCCCGUCUCUACACAUCGAUCCAGUGCGGCACGGUAAACGACCCGAUCUCGGCUUACCAGGCCGCGAUCGACACCGAUACUCAGAUCUUGGUGGGCCUGUGGGCCAGUGCCGGCCGCGGAAUCUACGAGAACGAGCUCAACUCUCUGCUGCGCGCCGCCGAGCAGUACGGCACCGCCUUCACUGACCGUGUCGUUGGCAUCAGCGUCGGAUCCGAGGAUCUCUACCGCAGCAGCCCCGAUGGCGUUGCCGCCAACGCCGGCGUCGGAGCCACCGGCGCCGAGAUUGAGGGAUACAUUGGCUGGUUGAGGGACUGGAUCCGCGGCACCGCGCUCGAGGGCAAGCCCAUCGGCCACGUCGACACCUGGACCGCGUGGGUGAGAGGCGAGAAUGCCGGUGUCGCCGCCUCUGUUGACUGGCUCGGCCACAACUCCUUCCCCUACUUCGAGUCGACCAAGCCCAACGCCAUCGAGCAGGCCGCCGACAACUUCUGGACUGCCGUGGGUAACACCGAGAGUGUUGCAGGAGGAAAGCCUGUGUACAUUACCGAGACUGGCUGGCCGCACAGUAAGUUGAACCAGACCCAGACCCAGCCUCACCGUUACGGUGCUACACGUCUCAAAAUGUCUUUGACUAACAUGUUUAUCGUAGUCGGUCCUCAGCAGGGCGCUGCCGUCGCUUCUGUCGAGAAUGCUCACACCUACUGGUCUCAGGUCGGCUGUGCUCUGUUUGGUCAGCGCAACGUGUGGUGGUACACCCUUCUUGAUGCGAACACUGCGCAGACCGACAUCUCCUUCGGCGUGACGCCGGCAGGCAGCUCGACUCCCGUUUUUGAUCUCAGCUGUUAA